ACAACAGUUGAACUUGUUCCGAACGAGUGGCAGUCAGAGGAGGUGGACACUGGACAGGUGGGUGGAGAUAUCCGAUGACCAAUCACAGCUUGGCGUCAGGUCACAUAUCAGCGGCAGAGACACAGACGAUGAUUUUGACGUUACUCCUGUUGAACUGAGGCUCCAAUUGCAGCAUGACAAGCUACACUGACAAAGGGGAGAAGCAUGAACGGGGAAAAUUUGUCCGGUUUCAUCAUAUCACCUUCUGGGUCGGAAAUGCCAAACAGGCGGCGUCCUUCUACUGUGACAAGAUGGGCUUCGAGCCUCUGGCCUACAAGGGCUUGGAGACUGGCAGUCGAGAGGUAGUGUCACAUGUCAUCAGGCAAGCUCAGAUCGUAUUUGCUUUUGAAUCGGCGCUCAAUCCCGGGAACGAAGAGAUGGGAGAGCACUUGAUGAAGCACGGAGAUGGAGCCAAGGACAUCGCCUUCCAAGUGGAGGACUGCGACUACUUAAUCGAGAUGGCCGAGCGGCGCGGAGCUGUCGUCGUGAAGGGUCCCUGGGUCGAGCAGGACAUCCACGGGAGGGUCAAGUAUGCCGUGGUUCAGACGUACGGAGAUACCACGCACACAUUCAUUGAGUACCUGGGGCCCUACAAAGGCCUGUUCCUGCCUGGCUACAAAGACCCUCUGUUUAGAGAUCCCCUCUUAGCCAAACUUCCACAAGUAGGUUUGAGAUUCAUCGAUCACAUAGUCGGAAACCAGCCGGAUGACCAAAUGGUGCCAAUAUCAGACUGGUAUCAGAAGUGCUUGAUGUUCCAUCGGUUCUGGUCCAUAGACGACAAGCAGAUUCACACACAGUACAGUUCACUCAGGUCCAUUGUGGUGACCAACUAUGAAGAAACCAUUAAGAUGCCCAUCAAUGAACCGGCGAAAGGAAAAAAGAAGUCACAAAUUCAGGAAUUUGUGGACUACAACGGAGGCGCAGGUGUUCAGCACAUCGCCCUCAACACAUCAAACAUCAUUCAAGCUAUUGUCAACCUGCGCGCCCGAGGGAUGGAGUUCCUCUCUGCGCCUGACAACUACUACGUCACCCUAAGGGAGAAUCUCAAAACGGCAAAGAUAAAAGUGGAGGAGGACCUCGACCGCUUGCAGGAACUGAAAAUCUUAGUCGACUUUGACGACAAGGGCUACCUCCUCCAAAUCUUCUCCAAACCUGUGCAGGAUAGACCCACCCUCUUCUUGGAGGUCAUCCAGAGGAACGAGCACUCUGGUUUCGGGGCGGGAAACUUCAAGUCCCUCUUUGAGGCCAUCGAGAAGGACCAAGACGCCAGAGGCAACCUGACCGUGCUGACCCCCGGGGGCCAGGCCCAGGCCUUCUACUGAUCCUCUCGAGCGCCAACAACACGU
Phycodurus eques (leafy seadragon) is the source of this 1385-nucleotide messenger RNA. RefSeq names its product 4-hydroxyphenylpyruvate dioxygenase a (gene hpda). Gene Ontology annotation, molecular function: lactoylglutathione lyase activity; metal ion binding; 4-hydroxyphenylpyruvate dioxygenase activity. Gene Ontology annotation, biological process: L-tyrosine catabolic process. The record is from RefSeq and is a predicted model, not a curated record. The transcript is spliced from 14 exons. Lineage: Eukaryota; Metazoa; Chordata; Actinopteri; Syngnathiformes; Syngnathidae. Gene Ontology annotation, cellular component: Golgi membrane; endoplasmic reticulum membrane. Bases 174 to 1361 code for a protein of 395 amino acids.